Messenger RNA from Dentiscutata heterogama, 3345 nucleotides. The record is from the annotation of a GenBank genome assembly. NCBI's taxonomy places the organism in Eukaryota, Fungi, Glomeromycota, Glomeromycetes, Diversisporales, Gigasporaceae.
AUGGCUACUCUGGACACGGCACGUAAUUAUACCCCCACAUUUCUUGGUCUAGCAACCCAGUUAGGAAUAUCAGCUGGUAUUUCCCUAUACUGUUUAUUACAAUUUGAAUGGAAUAGACGCCAAAAAACUUUGCAAUAUCUCUAUACUGCCCGUACAAGACUAUCAAAAAAUGCAUCUCCACCAAUGCCUCCAGGAUUAUUUUCUUGGAUAAAAGCCACUAUUUUUUUAUCAGACGAAUUUUAUUUAAAAAGAGUAGGUCUUGACGCUUUAAUGUAUAUUCGAUUUCUUCGAAUGUCAUUUCAAUUUAUAUUAUUUAAUGUUUUUGUUGUUGGUAUAAUUCUUAUACCAACAAAUUACUUUGCUGGUGGUACGAGUGAUGGUGUUGAAGUACUUUCUAUUAAUAAUAUCCCCGUUAAUAAAACACAACCACUUUGGGCUCAUAUGAUAUGCACAUAUAUAGUUAGCUUUAGCUGGAUGUAUCUUUUAUAUAAAAAUUAUUAUGAUUACAUGAUAUUACAUAGAGAACAUCUUUUAAAAAAAGUGGUUACUGAUUCUGUCACUGCUAGGACUGUAAUGGUAUCUAGACUUCCUCAUGAUUUGAGAUCUGAAGAAAAACUUCAAGAAUUUGUUGAAGGGUUAGGUUUGGGUCCCGUAGAAACUACAAGAAUUGUGAGACACACUGGAAAAUUAGAUCGAAAAAUUCAUAGGAGAGAGAAUGCUUUACUUUUACUUGAAAAAGCUCAUAUAAAACUUGCAAAAAAUGUUUGUAAUACUAUUAAAGGUCGAAGAUUUUUUGGUUUUGGUAAUUGGUCAAGACUAUUUGGUCGUAAUAAUGUGACAUCUCAAGAUAUAUUAGAGGCUGGUGAAACAAAGGAACAUCAAAGAAUUCAAUCACUUGUUGAAUGGUUGAAUCCUCGUAAAAAGAAAUCUGAUAAUAAUCAAAUUCAAAGUUCAUCUGAUCAAAGUAAACAUUUUACUACUCCUAGUGAAGAUAUUAUGAAUCAAGAGGAUGGUUAUGGUCGUCAAUUUAUCAUAUGGGAUGCGCUUUUUCAUAUAUCUAAGCCUGUACUUGAUAGGUUUCAGCCCACUCGUAGGAUGGGAUUUAUAAAAGGUGGAAAGAUUCUUUCGAUUGACCACUUUCUUAAAAAAUUUAAUUAUUUGGAUCGUCGCAUCGCUGAAUUGCGUGCUAUGCCACUUAAUGCUACCGCUAGUCCUUACAAGCCUACGGGUACUGGCUUUGUAACAUUUCGUGAUCAUAUCAGUGCUCAAAUUUGUGCUCAAAGCAUUAUAAGUUCAACUCCACAUACAUGUACUACUAGAAUGGCUCCAGAACCAAGAGAUUUACUUUGGGAAAAUUUGAUCAUGAAAUUUCGAGAGAGUAUGAUUCGCUAUGUUAUUGUUAAUGCUUGCGUUUGGGCUUUGACAAUCUUUUGGCUUUUCCCUAUAGUUGCUUUUCUUACUCUAACAUCAAUUAGUUCACUUUCCUCACGAAUUUCUUUCUUGGGAUCAUUUUUAGAAGCUACACCUGCGAUACGUACUAUACUUCAAAACGUUUUACCAACUGUGUUAGUUUCAUUCUUCAUGGCAAUUUUACCUUGGAUUUUAAUGGAAAUUUCAAAACAAGAAUGUUUCGUAUCUUAUUCAGAAUUGGAAGAAGCCGUAUUAGUUCGAUUCUAUCAUUUUUCCUUUUUCAACGUCUUCAUUGUAUUCUUAUUGGGUAUUACAUUUUUGCAAUCAAUUUUUGAUGUGAUCAAUAAUCCCACUAAUAUUAUCGAGUUGCUUGCAACUAGUUUGCCUAAGGGUGCAACUUUUUUCAUAAAUUAUGUCGUUUUUAAUACUUGUACACAUGGUAUUGAACUUCUUCAAAUUGUACCGCAGUUUUGUCUCCACCUCAUCCUUACAUGCAGAUUCAUAGCCACAACUCCUCUUCUUGUGAUCACCAUUACUUAUUCAACAAUCAAUCCUUUGAUAUUGGUUUUUGCACUUGCAUACUAUGGAAUUGCCCUUGUAGUAUUUAAACACCAAUUUGCUUAUUGUUAUGUGAGACAAUAUGAGGCUGGAGGAAAAUUUUAUCGCCGUGUUUUUCAUUACACUACAGAUGGAUUAAUUAUUUUUCAAUUAACUGUUCUUGGCGUAAUUUGGCUUCGCAAGGCAAUAACUCAAGGCUCUCUUAUUGUACCACUUAUAAUAUUUACUGGAUAUUUCAAAUAUUAUUGUCAUAAGACAUUUCAUUCUAGAACAAAUUAUCUGGCUUUAGAUACUCGUUCAAACCAGAAAGAUAAAGAAAAUUUGUUAACUAUUAAAGAAAAUCAAUCAGAAGGUUCUGUAAAAACUAUAUCAAAAAAAGACGAUGACAACAAUAUUGGUUCUGUUGAUAAUAAGAAUUCGUCAUCACAAAUGAUAGAAACUAGUGCUGAUAAUAUACUUAUUAAACGUGUAAUAAGUGAUGAAUCUCAUGGUAGUGAUAGUGAAUCAAGUACAAAAUACAAUGGUUCCACUAAUAUGUACUCAAAAAACACUGAUUCAAAAAACACUGAUGAAAGUACUUUAAAAGUACCGAAUUGUAACAAUGGCAAUGAGGAUGUUCCAUUACAAUCUUCUAUAAAUUUAACUCAAACUUCAAUCGAUAAAGUUGAACAUGAGAAAACCAGCGAUUAUGGAACUGGAACUCGACAAAUUCAACUUCCAAAAACAGCGGCAACAGUACGAAAUAAUAUUGCUGAUGAAAAGAUUGGCUGUGAUAGUAGUACAUCAAAUAGUGUAUUUAAGAAACCUUCACUAAAGUUAACACUUGCCCCUCCGAAUCCCAAUCCAUCAAACAUACCAGUGUUGACCUCAUCUCCCAUAAGCUGCCCUGAUCUAGGAGUUGCACGUACACCUUUACGAAGUUCACGAUCGAAUAUGUAUCCUGUAGUUUUAAUGUAUGAUCCCAAUAGUGAAGAACUUCAAGAUGAAGCAUCACAGUAUCAAACAUAUACGCAUCCUAAUCUUGUUAAAGAUUUGACUAGAAAACUCUGGUUACCAAAGAAUCCUCUUAAAAAAAUUACUAUUGAAGAUACUGUUAAACUUACUCGGGCGUUAACAUCAAGUGAUGGUGGAAAUGGAAUUGUUGGAUUUUGGGGAGAAGCUUCAAUAUAUUUAAAUGCAGCGAGAGUUAGUGAAUACGGAUUGCAUGAAUUCGUUCCUCCACCACAACACCAACGAGGUGCAACUGGUAGUACAGGUGGUGAAAGACCUUGUCACCAUAGACGAAAAACUUCAUCACGAAGAACUAACGUCAGUUUGGGAGCAUUCUUUAGUGGUGAAUUAAGAUCCGGAGAAUUAUCAAGCGGUGAAGAAUAUUAG